Messenger RNA from Penicillium pulvis, 1032 nucleotides. RefSeq lists its product as uncharacterized. NCBI's taxonomy places the organism in Eukaryota, Fungi, Ascomycota, Eurotiomycetes, Eurotiales, Aspergillaceae. The transcript is spliced from 2 exons. The coding region runs from base 1 to 1032 and encodes 343 amino acids. The record is from RefSeq and is a predicted model, not a curated record.
AUGACUAUGAACCCUUACCUUAGCUGGGCUCUCCUGCUCGUUGUAGCAGGCGGCCUUGGCUGGUACUACACCAAUGGCAACUCCCCGAAAGCCAUCAAAACUCCUCCGGCCAAGAAGGCCGAGGUGAAGACUGUGAUCUCGCCUCCCACCACCGAGGAUGAGCAGCCCGAGGACGAUGUUGACCGCAAGGAGAUGGCUCGCCGCCUGGCUGCGAUCAAGAACGGCGCCUCGCCCGUCACUGCUCCCUCCAAGAACAAGAAGAAGGCCAAGAAGGCCAACCUGGAGAGUGGUUCCCAUGCUUCAUCCACCACCGGCGCCGACGCCGAUGACGAUCUGUCCCCUGCCGUCUCACCGCAGGUCAACGCUGUCCCCUCCGCUGGGUAUGUCUCUGACAUGCUGGAGUCCCCCGCCCCCGCCGCCUCGGUCCUCCGCGUCACCGGCAGCGUCGAGUCGGAGCCCAAGAAGCAGAAGGUGCAGUCCUUCAAGCAGGUUGAGAACAAGAAGCAGCGCCAACAGCGCCUGAAGAACGAGGCCCGCAAGCAGGAGGUUCAGGCGGCCGAAGAGCAGCGCCGGCAGUUGCUCGAGAAGCAGCUGCACACCGCUCGUGAACAUGAGCGUCGCGAGGCUGCCCGGACCCAAGCCCCCACCACCAACGCUUGGCAGCAGGCUUCCAAGGCCAACGGCACCAAGGCAGUUCCGGCCCCCGCGCCGACCUCCGCCCCUGUGCAGCUUCUGGAUACCUUCGAAUCUGCCCCCACCCAGAAGAAGUGGACCCAGGAACUUCCCUCUGAGGAAGAGCAGAUGCGCAUUUUGGGCGCCGCCAACGGCGUUGACGAGUGGACCACCGUCUCGAAGAAGCCCAAGAAGAAGACCGGCAAGGACGAGGUCAGUGAUGCCAGCGCCUCUGAGAGCCAGCCUGCUCCUACUCCUCUGCCCGUUGAGCGUAAAGUGACUGUCACUCCUACCUACCUUCCCGAUAACCUGCGCUCCCGUGAGAAGGGUCACCCGCUGGACUCUGACUGGGCCGCCUAA